Messenger RNA from Gorilla gorilla gorilla (western lowland gorilla), 3962 nucleotides. RefSeq names its product relaxin family peptide receptor 1 (gene RXFP1). Gene Ontology annotation, molecular function: protein binding; G protein-coupled peptide receptor activity. The transcript is spliced from 18 exons. Gene Ontology annotation, biological process: activation of adenylate cyclase activity; adenylate cyclase-activating G protein-coupled receptor signaling pathway; hormone-mediated signaling pathway. The record is from RefSeq and is a predicted model, not a curated record. Lineage: Eukaryota; Metazoa; Chordata; Mammalia; Primates; Hominidae. Gene Ontology annotation, cellular component: plasma membrane. Bases 319 to 2658 code for a protein of 779 amino acids.
GAUCAGUUCAGACGUUUCUCAGACUUCAUAUACGACCUCGUUUGUAGAUAGCGUAUGUGUUCUCUGAAACUUUUUAUUGCUUUUCAGCUUUGUGUGUGUGUGUGUGUGUGCACGCGCACACGUGCGUGUGUGUAAAGAAGGGGAUUAGGACAUUUAGAGAAGGAGGGCGGGGAGGCGAGAUCCUGAGAAUAGAAAGGAGGAAAGAAAAAAAGAGGAAUGGAAAGAGACAGAGAAAGGAAAUGGGAGUGGAAGGAGGGAGGACUGCUUUGUAACUGCUAAGAUUGCAGACAGAAAUAGCACACAACCACUGUGAGCUGUAUGCGAUUCAGAAACCAAGACCAAAUUUUGCUCACUUUCAUUAAUCAGUUGCUCAGAGAGAAGGAAAUGACAUCUGGUUCUGUCUUCUUCUACAUCUUAAUUAUUGGAAAAUAUUUUUCUCAUGGGGGUGGACAGGAUGUCAAGUGCCCCCUUGGCUAUUUCCCCUGUGGGAACAUCACAAAGUGCUUGCCUCAGCUCCUGCACUGUAACGGUGUGGACGACUGCGGGAAUCAGGCCGAUGAGGACAACUGUGGAGACAACAAUGGAUGGUCUCUGCAAUUUGACAAAUAUUUUGCCAGUUACUACAAAAUGACUUCCCAAUAUCCUUUUGAGGCAGAAACACCUGAAUGUUUGGUCGGUUCUGUGCCAGUGCAAUGUCUUUGCCAAGGUCUGGAGCUUGACUGUGAUGAAACCAAUUUACGAGCUGUUCCAUCGGUUUCUUCAAAUGUGACUGCAAUGUCACUUCAGUGGAACUUAAUAAGAAAGCUUCCUCCUGAUUGCUUCAAGAAUUAUCAUGAUCUUCAGAAGCUGUACCUGCAAAACAAUAAGAUUACAUCCAUCUCCAUCUAUGCUUUCAGAGGACUGAAUAGCCUUACUAAACUGUAUCUUAGUCAUAACAGAAUAACCUUCCUGAAGCCGGGUGUUUUUGAAGAUCUUCACAGACUAGAAUGGCUGAUAAUUGAAGAUAAUCACCUCAGUCGAAUUUCCCCACCAACAUUUUAUGGACUAAAUUCUCUUAUUCUCUUAGUCCUGAUGAAUAAUGUCCUCACCCGUUUACCUGAUAAACCUCUCUGUCAACACAUGCCAAGACUACAUUGGCUGGACCUUGAAGGCAACCAUAUCCAUAAUUUAAGAAAUUUGACUUUUAUUUCCUGCAGUAAUUUAACUGUUUUAGUGAUGAGGAAAAACAAAAUUAAUCACUUAAAUGAAAAUACUUUUGCACCUCUCCAGAAACUGGAUGAAUUGGAUUUAGGAAGUAAUAAGAUUGAAAAUCUUCCACCGCUUAUAUUCAAGGACCUGAAGGAGCUGUCACAAUUGAAUCUUUCCUAUAAUCCAAUCCAGAAAAUUCAAGCAAACCAAUUUGAUUAUCUUGUCAAACUCAAGUCUCUCAGCCUAGAAGGGAUUGAAAUUUCAAAUAUCCAACAAAGGAUGUUUAGACCUCUUAUGAAUCUCUCUCACAUAUAUUUUAAGAAAUUCCAGUACUGUGGGUAUGCACCACAUGUUCGCAGCUGUAAACCAAACACUGAUGGAAUUUCAUCUCUAGAGAAUCUCUUGGCAAGCAUUAUUCAGAGAGUAUUUGUCUGGGUUGUAUCUGCAGUUACCUGCUUUGGAAACAUUUUUGUCAUUUGCAUGCGACCUUAUAUCAGGUCUGAGAACAAGCUGUAUGCCAUGUCAAUCAUUUCUCUCUGCUGUGCCGACUGCUUAAUGGGAAUAUAUUUAUUCGUGAUCGGAGGCUUUGACCUAAAGUUUCGUGGAGAAUACAAUAAGCAUGCGCAGCUGUGGAUGGAGAGUACUCAUUGUCAGCUUGUAGGAUCUUUGGCCAUUCUGUCCACAGAAGUAUCAGUUUUACUGCUAACAUUUCUGACAUUGGAAAAAUACAUCUGCAUUGUCUAUCCUUUUAGAUGUGUGAGACCUGGAAAAUGCAGAACAAUUACAGUUCUGAUUCUCAUUUGGAUUACUGGUUUUAUAGUGGCUUUCAUUCCAUUGAGCAAUAAGGAAUUUUUCAAAAACUACUAUGGCACCAAUGGAGUAUGCUUCCCUCUUCAUUCAGAAGAUACAGAAAGUAUUGGAGCCCAGAUUUAUUCAGUGGCAAUUUUUCUUGGUAUUAAUUUGGGCGCAUUUAUCAUCAUAGUUUUUUCCUAUGGAAGCAUGUUUUAUAGUGUUCAUCAAAGUGCCAUAACAGCAACUGAAAUACGGAAUCAAGUUAAAAAAGAGAUGAUCCUUGCCAAACGUUUUUUCUUUAUAGUAUUUACUGAUGCAUUAUGCUGGAUACCCAUUUUUGUAGUGAAAUUUCUUUCACUGCUUCAGGUAGAAAUACCAGGUACCAUAACCUCUUGGGUAGUGAUUUUUAUUCUGCCCAUUAACAGUGCUUUGAACCCAAUUCUCUAUACUCUGACCACAAGACCAUUUAAAGAAAUGAUUCAUCGGUUUUGGGAUAACUACAGACAAAGAAAAUCUAUGGACAGCAAAGGUCAGAAAACAUAUGCUCCAUCAUUCAUCUGGGUGGAAAUGUGGCCACUGCAGGAGAUGCCACCUGAGUUAAUGAAGCCAGACCUUUUCACAUACCCCUGUGAAAUGUCACUGAUUUCUCAAUCAACGAGACUCAAUUCCUAUUCAUGACUGACUCUGAAAUUCAUUUCUUCACAGAGAAUACUGUGGGGGUGCUUCAUGAGGGAUUUACUGGUAUGAAAUGAAUACCACAAAAUUAAUUUAUAAUAAUGGCUAAGAUAAAUAGUUUACAAGGACAUGAGGAAAAAUAAAAAUGACUAAUGCUCUUACAAAGGGAAGUAAUUAUAUCAAUAAUGUAUAUAUAUUAGUAGACAUUUUGCAUAAGAAAUUAAGAGAAAUCUACUUCAGUAACAUUCAUUCAUUUUUCUAACAUGCAUUUAUUGAGUACCCACUACUAUGUGCAUAGCAUUGCAAUAUAUUCCUGGAAGUAGACAGUGCAGAACCUUUCAAUCUGUAGAUGGUGUUUAAUUACAAAAGACUAUACAAAGUCCAUCUGCAGUUCCUAGUUUAAAGUAGAGCUUUGCCUGUCAUGUGCAUCAGCAAGAAUCAUAGGCACUUUUAAAUAAAGGUUUAAAGUUUUGGAAUACUCAGUGUAAUUGCAUCAUAGAAAAUGUCUGACUGUUUGCAAAAUAAUAUUCUGUUUUAAGAAUCCAUCUUACCUCUCUUUAAGUUUCCAUACACUUGAGAGCCAACACAACAUAUUUAUUACUAAAAAGAUGCUUUGCUAGAAACUCAAAAACAGCACUUCUUUUGGCACUUCCUGCCCAGUUUUCUCUUUGCUUUAAAUGAACAUCAUCAUAUGGGAUUGGAAUAGGAGAGUAUGAGUACUGCAGAGAAGUGGAUCAGAAAAACUAGAAUGAGGAUAAACAUUUACAUCAGUGGAAACUCCUGAAAUAAAUCCUUGUAUUGUCAGUUAACUGAUUUUCAACAAGGAUGCCAAGACAAAAGGCUUUUCAACAAACCGUGCUGUUUUAAGAACAGACUUAAGUGGUUUAAUUCACCCACUUUAGGUGGGUGAAUGUUAUGGUGUGUGAAAUAUCUCAGUAAAGCAGUUAAAAGGAAAAGGCUGGAAUGUACUGAUUCAGGAACUUAAUUUCAGGAAGGAAAGGUCUGUAUGUACACAUUUCACUUUAAGCAGAAAAUCUUUCUUCAAGAAAUGACUUUACCUUCUCUUUGCACUGCCAGCACGUGAGAUACUAACUUUUUAACUAGUUGUUCUUCUCUAGUCUCUACGUUAUUAGAAUUUUUUGCUUUCAUAAUGUGAAACUUUUAAGCAGGAGAAGAAAAUGUUUUCAGAUAGUUUCAAAUACACCAAAAAUGUUUGAAACACAAAAAUACUGGAAUCAAACCAUAAUGCACUUAUUGAAGAUAUAGUUGUAUAGAUUUGUUCUGAAAAUAAAUUAUCUGAAAUUUAA